UGAAGAAGAGACGACGACUUUGAUAUUCCUAAUGUCAUUCUCAAGGUUAAGCUCUUCUCUCCGUCUCUCUGUUAUCAAGUUUCCUCCUUUUCUUCUCUAUUUUCCUUCAUCCUCACUCCAAAUCCGAUUCAUUCACAAUAUUGAUGUUGAUGAUGCUGUUGCCUCGUUCAAUCGCAUGCUCAAUACGCGUCCUUCCCCAUCCAUUAUUCAAUUUACCAAGAUUUUGGGGUCACUCGUUAAGAACAAGCAAUUCCACACUGCCAUUUCCCUUCUUCAAGAAUUGGGAUUCAAGGGAAUGGAGCCAGACAUUUUUACUUUUAACAUUCACAUCAAUUGUUUAUGCCAACUGCGUCAUAUGACCUUAGCUUUCUCGGUAUUGGCCAAGAUCUUCAGAUUGGGUCAUCAGCCUAACAUCGUAACCUUCUCUACACUCAUGAAUGGUAUGUGUCUUGAUGGCAACGUUAGAAAAGCACUGCAUUUUCACGACAAGAUGGUAGCUCGAGGAUUUCAGAUGAACCAAUUUAGUUACGGGAUUCUGAUCAAUGGAUUAUGUAAAAUGGGAGAAACAAAAGCUGCCAUUCAAUUGCUUAGAAUGAUUGAAGCGCGAUCGAUUCAGUCUAAUGUGGUAAUUUACAGUACAAUCAUUGAUAGCUUAUGUAAAGAUAAACUUUUGACCGAGGCAUGUGAUCUUUUUUCAGAAAUGAUUGUCAAGAAAAUUUAUCCCAACUUUGUCACUUACAGUAGUCUAAUGUAUGGCUUUUGCCUUUUGGGUCAAGUGAAGAAAGCAGUUGGUUUGUUCAAUGAAAUGGUAUUGAAAAGAAUCAACCCAAAUGUUUAUAUCUACAACAUAUUGGUUGAUGCACUGUAUAAGCAAGGAAAGGUGAGAGAAGCUAAAAAUGUGUUAGCUGUGAUGAUAAAAGAUGGUGUGAAACCUGAUGUUGUUACGUAUAAUACUUUGAUGGAUGGCUAUUGCUUAGUUAACGAAGUAAAGAAUGCCAAAUGUGUAUUCAACAACAUGAUCCGAAAUGGAGUAAUCCCUGAUUUGCAUAGCUACAGCAUAAUGAUUAGUGGAUUAUGCAAGAUUAACAUGGUGGAUGAAGCCAUGGAUCUCUUUGAAGACAUGCAUUGCAACGGUAUGGUUCCAAAUACAGUAACUUACACUUCUGUUAUUGAUGGUUUGUGCAAAUCAGGAAGAGUUUCUUAUGUUUGGAAGCUUAUUGAUGAGAUGAAUGACAGAGGUCAACAUGCUGAUAUAAUUACCUACAGUUCCCUACUAGACGCAUUAUUCAAAAACCAUCAUUUAGAGCAGGCAAUAGCAUUAUUCAAUAAAGUAAUAGACAAGGGCAUUCAUCCAGAUGCAUAUACAUACACAAUACUUAUUGAUGGACUAUGCAAAGGCGGAAGACUCAAGGAUGCACAAGAGAUUUUCCAGGCCAUUUUGAUUAAUGACCAUGUGGAAGCAUAUAAUGCUAUGAUCAAUGGGCUUUGUAAGGAGGGCUUGUUUGAUGAAGCAUUAGCCUUGUUGUCAAAGAUGGAAGACAAUGGUUGCAGCCCUAAUGCUAUAACUUUUGACAUAAUGAUCUGUGCUCUCUUUGAAAGAGGUGAGAAUGAUACAGCUGAGAAACUUCUUCAUGAAAUGGUUGCUAGAGGCUUAUUCUGAGAUUAAAACUAAUGCUUUCCACUUACACUUGUUAUGGAACAUUUUCUCAAGAAUCAUAGCUGGCAUGUGGCUCAAAACCAUGAGAAAUCCAGAUGUCAAACUUGUGAAGGAAUAAGCAUAUCCAGUUUCCUUUUCUUCUGCUGCAUUCUCUACUUCCCUUCCUUGAUGGACCUUCCUGAUCUAGCAGCAACCACCCUUAAGCCCAUCUAAGCCAUCAACAACAAUCCCAGCAUUCCCACAACAAUCUGAUGUUGCAGUGUGCCCUCUUACACUCUCAGAUGAGUUCUUUGAUGGGAUAAAAGUGCAUGUGGUGUCACCAAAGAUGAUGGUGACAAGGAACUGCACCACAGUUGGUACUGCCCAGUGCUUGCAGCAUUGCUGUAUUCUGCGUACUCUUACAUUGCACUUGGCAUGACCAUGGCCAUGCCACAUCAUUAUAUGACAUGAUGCCUAUGCUGUCAGAUGACUCAGAAACCUGGGUGAAUGAGUUGGGAAAGGUUUUGAAAGUAAGAGGCUUUUAACUGACAAGGCCUAAUGAAACAUGUUAUGUGUAUUGUUUUUGUGGCAUUAGGCUCCACCCCUUGAACUGCCCUGAUGCAUUUUCUCUGAGCCAAAGUGAAGAACUUGUUGUGGAUGCAAGUGUGAGAGGGUUGGAGAAGAAUUGCUUCAGUAGCACCACAAAUGUUAAUGGUUUUCCUGGUCGGUGUUCCAAGUGCUUAAAUAGCCUUUAUUUGGUGAGUUUUCCUUAUUAAAAAAAAAAGUUUUUUUUUUAUAUAGGAUAUCUUUUCGUGAUUUUGCUUUGUUCAUUGUGAGUUGGAGUUUGAUGGAUCUUGUUGAAAAUUGAAGAUCAAGAUGGUUUGUUUUUCAUCUUCAUUCAUUCUUGGUAUUUAGUAAAAUUGUCUCUUU
Abrus precatorius (Indian licorice) is the source of this 2566-nucleotide messenger RNA. RefSeq names its product putative pentatricopeptide repeat-containing protein At1g12700, mitochondrial. Gene Ontology annotation, molecular function: protein binding. Lineage: Eukaryota; Viridiplantae; Streptophyta; Magnoliopsida; Fabales; Fabaceae. The record is from RefSeq and is a predicted model, not a curated record. The transcript has a single exon. The coding region runs from base 32 to 1660 and encodes 542 amino acids.